Molecule: messenger RNA, 11583 nt
Organism: Rhineura floridana
Lineage: Eukaryota; Metazoa; Chordata; Lepidosauria; Squamata; Rhineuridae
Gene: SPTBN4
Product: spectrin beta, non-erythrocytic 4
Exons: 37
Coding region: 1433-9040 (2535 amino acids)
Biological process (GO): actin cytoskeleton organization
Cellular component (GO): cortical actin cytoskeleton; cell junction; spectrin
Molecular function (GO): phospholipid binding; actin filament binding; structural constituent of cytoskeleton
Source: RefSeq, a predicted model, not a curated record
GAGCUCGAGGCCAAGAGCGACGGUCACUCCGCGCCAGAAGAGCAAACGAGGCUGUCUAAAGCAAGCACCGUUCAGGGCAAGCUAAUGGCGGGAAGAAGCGAGCCGGGAAAGGACGCCCCCCGUUAGCCCCCUUUCCCCGAGGGGUGCCAGCUUUCUUUCCCGGUACUGAUCCUCUACCUUCAAGCCGCUGCCUGCGUUAAAAGAUGUAAGGGGGCGAAGCCUCCCCCCGCGGAGCUGCUGGCUCAAAGCACGGGAUCACUCCUGGAAGGAAAAGUUGGCAACCGCCUCGCUCCUCUCGCCAAGGAGCGCGGGAGGGGCGCAGAGAAGCACCGCGCGGGUUGCUGGUAUAUAUGUCCCACAAUGCCCAGCUAGGCUGGCCAAGCAGCGCCAGUGGGCGUGGCUCCUCCGCUGCCCUGCGGGUGCGGUGCUCGUGUGAAGCGUGCCAGGCGCGGCUCCUGCGCCGGGGCUGCUGCGCCGCCCCCCAUCCAGCAGCCUUCAGGAUCGAGAGGGGACCGCCGCCGCUGCGGGGACAGGCCUCCCCUGCUGGAGGCGUAGUCAUAAAUCAGUCAGACAAAGGUCUCUCCUCUCCCUCAGUACCUUCAGCUUUGACUCUCCGCGAGUGGCCCGCGACGCCUCUCUGGACAGGGCCCCUUAAAGGCGCAGCUGCUCCGCCGCUACAAACUCUCUCCCUCGCCCCUCGAAGGUCCCAACGCCCGCCCAGGCAGCCCCGCGCCCCGGCCGGCUCUCUCGGAAGCGCAGGGCUCCUGGUGGCGGGGCGAGGAUGAAGCAGCAAGCGGAGCAGGAGGGAUGCGCUGUGGGAAGCCGCGCUGGCCCUGCGGGGUGACUGGUGCCAAGCCGCGGGAAGGCUGAGGCGCUAGUCCGGGCGGCAGGAGAAGGGUAGGCCCAAGGUGACUGCUUGGCCAGACCCGCCCUCUCGGCGCCCCCGGCGCCGCCGCCGCCCUGCCGCAGCCUCCUUUACCUCUUUCUUUGUGCAUCCCUCCGCACAGCCCGGGUGGCGGGCUCAGGUCCCGCUGCGUCUCCAUCCCUCGGGCUCAGCGCUUGUGGAAGCGGCGAGGAGCAGCCUUUUCUCUCCUGGACCUUCCUGGGAAGCGGCCCUUGCAGCAGGCCGGUGGGGCCCCGGUCUUGCCUGCCGGAGCUGGGAGGACCCCAGCCGAGCACUUGGACUGCCGCCAGGCCCGGACAGAGGCGCUGGUGCUGGCGGAGCUGGGCUGCGCCGCCGGGCAGCCCCGAGCCGCGUGUCCCUCCCGCCUGCGUUGACAGGCGCCGCCAAACGCUCGGGCAGCGGGCAGGGCGAGUCAUUCAGAGCCCUGCGGAGGCACCUGGGGAGCAGGUGGGCUAGAGGCCCUUGUAGCUCCAGGAGCUCUGGAAGACCUGUGCAAAUCCGUGAAGGAGUCUGCUUCCCUGUGGCAGGAUGGCAAACGUCACACCAGCUAAGCUGGACAACUUGGAGGCGCAGCAGCAGCAGAACAACAAUGUGCGGUGGGAGAACACAGACCACCCCCCCCAUCGGCCUUGGGAUGAGGACACAGCCACGGCCAAGCUCUUUGAGUGCUCGCGGAUCAAGGCAUUGGCUGACGAGCGAGACUCUGUGCAGAAGAAGACCUUCACCAAGUGGGUCAACUCCCACCUCGGCCAGGCCUCCUGUCGGAUCAGCGACCUCUACACAGACCUGCGGGACGGAUUCAUGCUGACCAAGCUGCUGGAGGUGCUGUCUGGGGAGCAGCUGCCCAAACCAACGCGUGGGCGGAUGCGGAUCCACUCCCUGGAGAACGUGGACAAGGCGCUGCAGUUUCUGAAGGAGCAGCGCGUGCACCUGGAGAACGUGGGCUCCCAUGACAUCGUUGACGGCAACCACCGCUUGACGCUGGGCCUCAUCUGGACCAUCAUCCUGAGGUUCCAGAUCCAGGUGAUCAAAAUCGAAAUGGAAGACAACAGAGAGAUUCGCUCGGCCAAGGACGCCUUGCUGCUCUGGUGCCAAAUGAAGACGGCUGGGUACUCCGAGGUGAAUAUUCAGAACUUCACCACCAGCUGGCGUGAUGGCCUGGCCUUCAAUGCGCUCAUCCACAGGCACAGGCCAGAUAUAAUUGAUUUCAAGAAGCUCACCAAAUCCAAUGCUGCCUACAACCUCCAGCAGGCUUUCAAUACAGCCGAACAGCAGCUGGGACUUGCCAAACUGCUUGACCCAGAAGAUGUCAACAUGGAACACCCUGAUGAAAAGUCCAUCAUCACGUAUGUGGUCUCCUUCUACCACUACUUCUCCAAGAUGAAGGCCCUGGCUGUGGAGGGGAAGCGGAUCGGAAAGGUGCUGGAUCAGGCUCUGGAGAUUGAGAAGAUCAUUGAGCGGUACGAGUCUCUUGCCAGUGAGUUGCUCGAGUGGAUCGAACUCACCAUCACCAUUAUCAGCAACCAAAAAUUUGCCAACUCCCUGGCUGGAGUCCAGCAGCAACUGCAAGCCUUCACUGCCUUCUGCACUCUGGAGAAGCCUGUCAAGUUUCAGGAAAAGGGGAAUCUGGAGGUGUUGCUCUUCUCGAUCCAGAGCAAGCUUCGAGCCAACAACCGCAAGCUCUACGUCCCAAAGGAAGGGAAGGGCAUCUCCGACAUCAACAAGGCCUGGACCAGGCUGGAGAAGGCGGAGCACGGGCGGGAGGUGGCUCUGCGCAAUGAGCUGAUUCGUCAGGAAAAGCUGGAGCUGCUGGCCCAGCGCUUUGACCACAAGGCCAUCAUGCGGGAGACUUGGCUGAACGAAAACCAGCGGCUGGUCUCCCAGGACAACUUUGGCUACGACCUGCCUGCAGUGGAGGCCGCUAUGAAGAAGCACGAGGCCAUUGAGGCAGACAUCUCUUCCUACCAAGAGCGCAUCCAGGUGGUGGUGGAGCUGGCCCAGGAAAUGGCAUCAGAGGGCUACUACGACAGCAAACGCAUCAGCGCCCAGAAGGACAACAUCAUGCGCCAGUGGAGCCUCCUGACAGAGCUGGUCAGCGCCCGGCGGGCCCGGCUGGAGCAGAAUGUGGCCCUCCAGAAGAUCUUCCAGGAGAUGGUCUACAUGAUUGACUGGAUGGAUGACAUGCAGGCCCAGCUGUCAUCCAAGGAGUUUGGGAAGCAUCUCCUGGAAGUGGAGGAUUUGCUGCAGAAGCACAGCCUGCUGGAGGCUGACAUCUCUGCGCAGAGUGAGCGGGUGCAAGCCCUCAAUGGGGAAGCCCUCAAGUUCUCGGAGCUGGCAGGCUACCAGCCCUGUGACCCCCAGAUCAUCUGCAACCGGGUGAACCACGUCCAGAGCUGCCUCGAGCAGCUGCAGGAGCUGGCGUCCAAGCGGCGGAAGGAGCUGGAAGCCUCCCGCCAGCUGUGGUCCUUCUUCCAGGAGAUGGAGGAGGCCGAGGCUUGGGUGCGGGAAAAGGAGCACAUCCUCUCCUCCUCACAGAGCUGCGGCAAGGACCUGAGCAGCGUGGCCAAGCUGCUGAGCAAGCACAACAUCCUGCUGGGGGAGCUGGGCGGCCGGUGCUCCUUGCUGCAGUCCGCCAUGAGGCGGGGCGAGCAGGUCCUGCUGCGGAAGCGCUGUGGCCCCAGUGCCAUCCAGGAGAAGAUCCGGGAGGUGCGCCAGCACUGGAAGCAGCUGGAGGAGCUGGCAGCCUCCCGCCUGCAGAAGCUGCAGGGGGCCCUGAGCUUCUACCAGUUCAGCACCGACACCGACGACCUGGUGGCCUGGCUGCAGGACGCCUACCGCCUGGUCUCCAGCGACGACUUUGGCCACGACGAGUCCUCCACCCAGUCACUGGUCAAGAAGCACAAGGGGGUGGUAGAGGAGGUCGACAAGCACCGGGCGGCCGUCCUGACCCUGCGCAAGCAGCUGGCUGCCUUGGCGCCCGAGUACCACGAGCUGGUGGAUGUUCAGGUCCGCAUCGUGGAAGUGGAGCAGCUGUACGGGGAGGUGGCCGAGGUAGCCGUGCUGCGGCGGGAGUGGCUGCAGGAUGCGCUGGCUGUCUACCGCAUGUUCGGCGAGGUCAACGCCUGUGAGGUCUGGAUCGACGAGAAGGAGCAGUGGCUGAACAGGAUGGAGCUGCCCCAGAAGCUGGAGGACGUUGAGGUGGUCCAGCACCGGUUUGAAAGCCUUGACCAAGAGAUGAACAGCCUGAUGGGUCGGAUCCUGGACGUCAACCAGAUAGUGCAGCAGCUCGUCGAUGGAGGUCACCCGAGUUCCUCUGAAGUCCGGUCCUGCCAGGACCAUCUGAACAGCAGGUGGAACCGUGUGGUAGAGCUGGUGGAGCAGAAAAAAGACCACCUCGACUCGAUCCUGAAGAUUCAGAACUACCUGUUAGAGUGCAACGAGAUCAAGUCUCAGGUCUGGGAGAAGCGCAAAGCCAUUGAGUCCACCCAGUACAACAGUGGCGACUUGGGCAGUGUCCUCUCCCUCCAGCGCCGCCUCUCCACCAUGGAAGCUGCCCUGGUGGUCUUGGAGCCCCGGCUGAUCGAGCUGCAACAGGAAGGGGAGGCGCUGGCCAACACCCACCCAGCUCAGGCCAUGGAGAUCCUGAUGCAGUUUGAGGAGAUAAGCGAGGAGUGGGAGGCUCUGAAGAGGACCCUUCAGGGCUGCGAGGACUCACUCACUGUGGCCAGCAGGCUGCAGCAGUUCAUCCAGGACCUGGACAGCUUCCUGACAUGGCUGGUGAAGACGCAGGCGGCAGCAGUUUCAGAGGAACUGCCUGGCAACCUGUCUGAGGCUGAGGAGCUGCUGAACCAGCACGCCUCACUCAAGGAGGAGAUCAACCGCUACGAGGAGGACUUUGCCAAGAUCCAGGCGGUCAGCGACCUGCUGGCCCUGGAGGAGGCGGACCUGCCAUACCUCUCGCUCCAGCAGUGGCUGCAGAAGCUGGACGUGGGCUGGAACAAGCUGCUGGAAAUGUGGGAGAGCCGGCGGGAAGUGCUGGUCCAGGCUCACAUCUUCUUCCUCUUCUUACGUGAUGCCAAGCAGGCAGAGGUCUGCCUGGACAGCCAGGAAACAACUCUGGCCCACACAGAGUUGCCCACGACGGUGGAAGGGGUGGAGAAGGGCAUCAAGAAGCACAAGGACUUCAUGACAACCAUGGAUCUCAACCUGCAGAAGACCACGAUGGCCCUCAAGGCUGGCGAGAGCCUGAUUCGGCAGGGCAACCUCUAUGGCGAGCGAGUGAAGGACAAAAUGGAUGCCCUCCAGGCAAAGAGCCAGCACAAUCUGCAGCUUGCACAAGCAUGGAUGCAGCGCCUCAGUGACCACCUGCAGCUGCAGCAGUUCCUGCAGAACUGCCACGAGCUCGAUGGCUGGGUGGCCGAGAAGGAGACGCUGAUGGCCGGCGAGGCGCCCCGCGGCACGGACGCUCUCCCGCGGCACCAGCGAGCGCCCAAGCGAUGGCUCCGACACCGCGCCUUCAUGGCCGAGCUGGCCCAGAACAAGGAAUGGCUGCACAAGAUCGAGAAGGAGGGGCAUCGGCUGAUCAACGAGAAGCCUGAGCUUGCUGAAACCGUGAAGAAGAAGCUGGAGGAGAUCCGGCUCUGCUGGGCUGAGCUCGAGGCUGCCACUCAGGCCAAAGCCCAGCAGCUGCUGGAAGCCACCAAGGCCGACCAGCUGAUGCAGAGUUUCACAGACCUCGACAAGCGUCUGCGCCACAUGGAGAGCCAGCUGCAGGUGGCAGAUGCUGGGCCCGACUUGGCCAGUGUCAACACCAACCUCAAGAAGCUCCAGACCAUGGAGUCGCAGGUGGAAGGAUGGUGUAAGGAAGUAGGGGAGCUGCAGACCCAGGUGGCUGCUCUGCCCAUGGAGGCGGCCAGCAAGGAGCUGGUGGACGAGAGGCAGAAAGUGGUUGGGACACGCAUCGUGCGCCUCAUCGAGCCCCUCAAGGCGCGCCGGAGGAUCCUGCUGGCCGCCAAGGAGGUGCACCAAACCAGCCAUGACCUGGAGGAUGAAAUGGCCUGGGUCCAGGACCGCUUGCCAUUGGCCACACUGAAGGAUCACAGGGACAACUUACAAACUGUCCAGCAGUUCAUCAAGAAGAACCAGAAUCUGCGUCGGGAGAUUCAGGUGCACAAGCCCCGGAUGGAUGAUGUCUUGGAGCGCGCAAACAGCCUUGCCGCCAUCAAGAGCCCCGAGGUCGACUCCGUGCGGCUGCUUCUAGAGAAGCUGUCUGAGCUGUGGGCUGCUCUCCAGGAGGAGACGGAGCGGCGGCAGCAGCUUCUAGAUGCCACCUACCAGGUGGAGCAAUAUUACUUUGACGUCGCUGAGGUGGAGGCCUGGCUGAGUGAGCAGGAGCUCUUCAUGAUGAACGAGGAGAAGGGCAAGGAUGAACAGAGCACCCUACAACUCCUGAAGAAGCACCUGAUGACAGAGCAGACAGUGGAGAACUACGCGGAGACCAUUGCGCAGCUGUCACGGCAGUGCCGAGCACUGCUGGAGCUGGGCCACCCUGACAGCGAACAGAUCAGCAGGCGGCAGUCUCAGGUCGACCGCCUCUAUGUGUCUCUGAAGGACCUGGUGGAGGAGCACAAAGGCAACCUGGAGCAGCAGUACUGGCUCUUCCAGCUCAGCCGCGAGGUGGAUGAGCUGGAGCACUGGAUCGCCGAGAAGGAGGUAGUGGCUGGCUCGCCAGAGCUGGGCCAGGACUACGAUCAUGUGACGCUGCUACAGGAGAAGUUCACAGAGUUUGCCAGUGAGACAGGUAACAUCGGCAACGAGAGGAUCUUGGCCGUCAACCAAAUGGUGGACGAGCUGAUCGACUACGGGCACGCAGAUGCUGCCACCAUUGCUGAGUGGAAGGACGGGGUGAACGAGGCCUGGGCCGACCUGCUGGAGCUGAUGGAGACGCGGGCACAGAUGCUGGCUGCCUCUCACGACCUGCACAAGUUCUUCAAUGACUGCAAGGAUGUGCUCUCCCAAAUCGAGGAGAAGAAGCAGCGCCUGCCAGAGGUCACCACCCGCGAGUCCAAGACCUCGGCUGGCACUCUGCAAAGGAUGCUGAACUCCUUUGAGCAAGACGUGCAGGUCUUGGUGACACAGGUGCGGCAACUGCAGGAGGUGGCAGCCCAGCUGCGGACAGUCUAUGCGGGCGAGAACGCUGAGGCCAUCACCACCAAGGAGCAGGAAGUGAUGCGCUCCUGGAAGGAGCUGCUGAGCUCGUGCGAAGAUUGCCGGCUCCAGAUCACCACCACCACCGACAAGAUCCGUUUCAUCAGCAUGGUGCGAGACCUCAUCUCCUGGAUGGACACUGUUGUCUGCCAGAUUGGCACUGGCGAGAAGCCCAGGGACGUGUCAAUGGUGGAGGUCCUGAUGAACUACCACCAGGGCCUGAAGAGCGAGAUUGAGACCCGCAACAAGAUCAUCGCUGCUUGUGCGGAUCUGGGCAAGACACUAGUUCUCAACAAGAGCCCUGCCUCUGAGGAGAUCAGGCUCCACCUCGAGAAGCUGAUGACCAAGAAGAAAGAGAUGAUUGACAAGUGGGACCGGCACUGGGAAUGGCUGCAGCAAAUGCUGGAGGUCCACCAGUUUGCCCAAGAGGCCAUUGUGGCUGACGCCUGGCUCACUGCCCAGGAGCCCCUGCUGAAGAGCCGGGAGCUGGGGAACAGCGUGGAUGAGGUGGAACAACUCAUCCGGCGCCACGAGGCCUUCCGCAAAGCGGCUGCGGCUUGGGAGGAGCGCUUCAGCUCUCUGCGACGUCUCACCACAAUUGAGAAGUUAAGGGCAGAGCAGAGCAAGCAGCCACCCACUCCCCUCCUGGGCCGCAAGAUCUUUGCAGACCCCACUGAGCUGAGCAACAAGGCCUCUUCCCUCUUGCGCCAGCCGCUGUACGAGAAGGACCUGUUGCGGGGCCGGGGGGAGGCCCAGCCACUCCUCAACGGGGUCAAGCCAGAGCAGCCCCUGGAGCGGGGGGAGGCCAGAGUCGCAUACGUGCGGCAGGAGCUGAAGCCGGAGAGGCUGCAGGCCAAGAUUGACCGCCUGCAGGAGGGGCUGGUAGUCACAGCGGAAUCCAGAGUCCAGGAGAAGGUUGGUGAGGCCAAGGCAGCAGCAGAGGAGGCCCUCAGGGCAGAGAGACUGGGCCACACUGUGGGGGCUCUGGUGGACCAGCUGGAGGCCAAGGCCAGCCGGGUGGAGAUGCAUGUCGAGAGGCACCGGGAGCGCUCUGAGCGGCGCCGGGAGCGGCAGGAGUCCGGCGAGCAGCAGGAACCGCCCCGGCUUGAACCGUCUGAGCGGCGCCGGGAGCGGCGGGAGUCCGGUGAUCAGGAGAUGCCGCGCAAUGACCCCAAAGGAGGCGGCAAGGCCACGCUGGCGGAUAUCGUGGAGCAGCUCCAGGAGAAGGAAUUGACAGUGCCAGCAGCGGCAUCGCCACCGGCCACACCUCGUGAAAGGGAGUCUCCUGCCCGCUUGCCCAAUGGCCUCGAUGUGCUGCCGGAAAGGACGCCCCGCCCUGACCGCCCCCGUGCCCGUGACAGGCCCAAGCCCCGCCGAAGGCCCCGGCCCAAGGACCCCAAUGCCCCACCAGGGGAGGCCCGCCGGUCGCGCUCCGCCCCUGCCCAGGGCAGCGCCCCGCCCCCGCCUCCCCCCACGCACUCAGUCCAGCAGGAGGGGUACCUUCUCCGCAAACUGGAGCUGGAGGGGCCAAACAAGAAAGCCUCCAACAGGUCCUGGAUCACCCUCUAUUGUGUCCUCAGCAAGGGGGAGUUGGGUUUCUACAAGGAUUCCAAGGGGCGGGAAUCUGGGAGCACCCACGGCAACGAGCCCCUCCUCAGCCUGCACAAUGCCACUGGCGAAGUGGCCAAUGACUACAAGAAGAAAAAGAACGUGCUGAAGAUUAAGACAAACGAGGGAGGCGAAUUUCUCCUGCAAGCCAAGGAUGAGGAGGAGAUGAAGACCUGGCUGCAAGCACUCACCACCUCCAUCUCAGAGCACACCGAGAUCGCCCGGUGGAGCCAGGCUCUGCUCACAACCUCCUCGACUGACGAAGGCAACCCCAAGCGGGACACUGACCGCAGGGCCAGCACAUCGGGCAGGAAGAAAUGAGGCUGCCCUGCUACGGGGCCCAGAAGCUGAGGAGGAACUGUCCAGAACUCCAUGGGGCCAGCAACUCUGUGCCCACAGACUCCCUGGCCUUGCCCACCAGGAGCUUCCUUUGCCAGACUGGGAGCGUUUGGGUGCACUUUGGGGAGGGGGAAGGCUGGCACCAGGGCAGUUCAGGGACCCUCAUGCUGCUGGGGAGGGAAGGGCCAGGCUGUCCCUGAGGAGGGAGGCAUGUCUGCUCCCUGGCCCCUCCCUGACUCCAGGACCUGGUUGAACCAGGCAGGACUUUGGAGGCAGCGAAUGGGAAGGUUGGAGGCGUGGACCGCCAGCUUAGGAGACCUGUCACUGUUUCAGAGAAAGAAAGAGCUGGUGUUUCAAAGGGGCACCAGAGCUGCCCCGCCUUUGUCUGCCUUGCCCCUGCCAGGAGGCAGAAGGAUUAGCAAAUGCCCAGGGCUCUAGAGGCCAGAGGCUGCUGUGUUUUCCCUGUAUGGUGCCCAGGAACAGACGCCCACAUGGAGUCAUGUUUUCUGUUUCAAGGCCUAAUCUUUUGUCUGCAAGGAACCUUUGGGGAGCUCUGCAGAACCCCCCCCCCUUUUCUGUCUCCUGUCUUCCAGUCCUGCAGCUGUGCUCCUCAGUGCAAAAUGCUCCUUGAGCAGAGUGUGGGUAUUGUGGGGGGCUCCCUGGGGUAUUGCUCUGGAUCCCUCUGUGUGCCUCCCCCCCCAUCUGUUUGUCUGCAAUCAAACCCUCACAGGAACUGUUUUCGACAGAAUGAAUUGCUCAAGAGUCAUGUGUGCUGGAAGGAAGAGGAAGAGUCUGGGCGGGGGGGGGGCUAGUAUGUCAGCCCAGCUCUUCUUUAGGUUCAUGCCAAUCUCACUUUUGCAAACAUUGUCCCCCCCCCCCCCCGUCUGCUGCCUGCUUAGGUGCCUUUGCACCUCCUUCAAUGCAGCAUUCUGAUGCCAUCCUGGCUAAAAUCUCCUGUGUACUCCCCUCAGUGAUGGGCUGAGGACCAGCAAUGGCAAAAAAGGCCCCUUUUCCUCCACAGCAUUGGCCAGUAAUGGGUUUGGGAGUUCUGCUGCUCUCACUACAUCAUUCCCCUUCCCAGGAGCUUCUCCUCUGGGCUCCACGUGGACUCAGACGGAGAAGAUUCCUGCUUCCAAAGGGGCCUGCAGAUAGGCCAGGCAGGGCCCAGACUUGGGAAUACAAAGCCAUGUCAGCAGCACAAGAGCGUGGAGAGUUCUUAGUGGGCACAGCCAUAUCCCCCCCUCCAUCACCACUUCUGCUUUGGGGAAGGGCACUGCCUAUCUUUUGUUGCACAGAUAUGUAUUUUUAUGCAAUAAAUGGUGGGGUGUAUGCGAUGGCAAAGCCAAGAACGGCACCUGGGCGCAGGAGCAGGGCACAAGGAGGUACGGGCCGGGGGUCAAAAGCUCCACCAGGCCAGGGGCAGUGAGUGGAGGGAGUAACUGGCCUCAAGCCGGAGCAAUGACUGGCAUGCCCCAAGCAUGCAGCCUUGCCCAGUUCAGAACUGCACAGCAGCGCCUGCUGCAUCACUGGAGAGAAGUUGCCUGGGGUCAUGCAGGUCGGCCAGAGGUUUUAUAUCCCUUUGGGAAAGGGGGUCUUCUGACCAUGCAGAGGCUGGACUGGUCCAGAUGAGAAUUCAGUUUUAAAGCUGGAUGGGCUCCCUCAGACCCUUGCUUGGUACCUGGAGGGCUUCCGGUUUCAUUCUCCCCUGCCUGGUUUCCAGCUCUUGCCAUUCAGCACAGAGAGGAAGCAGGAAGACAGCUGCUGUCCCUGAAGCAAGAUGGGCGGAUACUCCAGGCCGCAGGAAAUGUUGGGGCCUGCAGCUCACAUCAGUUGUCUUAAGAGAACAGGAAGGACGUCGCCUUCAGCCAAGGCAGACCCCUAGUCUGGCUUACUUGGUAUUUUUGACACUGACUGGCAAUGGCUCCCCAUAGUUUCAGGCAGGCGUGGCCUAGGUGUACCUGGAGAUGGAUGGGGAAGGUUGAACCGGGCACCUUCUGGGUACAAAGCAGGUCCUUGACCACUGAACCAUGGCCGUUCUGCCUAUCUCUCCCAGGACAGCGCAUGAGAUCCUUAAGAUCUCACUUCUGCUGGGAAAUGCCAGCCUUUUAAGUGAAUCUUACUUUUUUGAACUACAACUCCCAUGAGCCCAAUCCCUGGGGCUGAUGGGAGUUCUAGUUUUAAAAAGUAAUUUUUCCAAGCUCUGGAUUCACGUGGUGGUGAUGAAAUGCCUUGUGCCACCAUUUUACUACAGUAAAUUUAUUACUAGUUAAUAUACAUUUGGCAUUUAUGAAGGAGUCGGUACAUUUCUACUGACUCCACCCAAAAUUGCUCCCGACUCCAUGACUCUGACUCCACAGCCCUGGUUUCCACAGUGCCUCUCCUGGAAUCAGUGCAGUUUUAUCAGUUAACGCUUCCACAUCCCUCCCCUCUCAGCCUUCCCUAAUUGUUCAGAACCCUGUAACAUAUUGUAAUUGCUUUAAAUAAGUUUUUUGGUCUUGUAUAGAAAAAGAACCACCAAAACUGGA